AUGCCACCACGCAAGCGUUCACGUGUUGUUCGCUCCACUAGAAAAACACAGCCAUCUUGCAAUCGCAAAGCAUUGACAUCGACCACCAAGAAGAAGGCAUCCCCCACUGCAGACAAUUCUGGUGACAGAACUGGUCAAGACAAUUAUGUGCCUAGUGACUUGGGCAACAACAACAACAAACCGGAGGAUCUAGAAGGCUCUCCUCCUCCAACAAACACUCAGUCAUCAGCAUCAGCGCCCAGCCCCCAAGCCACCCAUACCACUGAUCCUAUUCCGUCUUGCCAGCCUACCAACGAGAAAUUGACUAUCUACAACUACUCAACGCUUGGCCAACAACUUGGACAGCCCGCUCUUGAGAGAAUGCUCAACGACCCCGAUUGUAAAACCCAGAAUCAACUACCAUCAGCAGUCCUAGCAGAGGCACAGGCCCUUCAAGGGUACUACACAAUUGAAAAGCUCAGCCUAUCUUUGGUCGGCAAUACCUCCCUCACUACCGUCAAAUCUACACUUUUUGAAGGCCCUGUGGCUUGUGAACAAAACGGCUACACAACCUGGCUGUGCUACAGCCAAGAAAACACUGUUGACAUAUCAAUGCCUGCAGGAAAACAACCUGACGGUUUUGCCAAACAUAACCAAGUCGGUCGAAGAUGGACUGAACUUGAAGAGGACAAGAAAGAGACAUUCCAACCCCAACUUUUCAAGCGUCUAGCCUUGGCCCAUUUUGCAAGCGAGGUAACUCCAGUACCAGAUGAAGAGCGCCUCACCGACGCAGAGCACACAACGUAUAUGGGAUUUUUUAGCAAACAUGUCAAUCUGGACAAGGUCUUUAAACACCUCCAGAGCGGAGUCCUUGGCCAAACCAUAGCUAAUUCAAUUGCUGUCAUCGAAAAACGGGGUCGCAAAGAGAUAGGAAAAGUAGCCAACCAGUUACAAAAGGAUGCCAAGCGUAUACACCACCUAGCAAAGGAUUUUGCCAUCAGAUUGACCGCCACCCAGAUCAACUCCACUGAAAUCACACAAACCAGUAUGCCAAGCACCACUGUCAAGUCCAAGCAGGAGGUAUUGAGGACCAAGCUCACCAACCUUUUGAACAAUGAGAUAUGCAAGAACUUACCCAAUCCACCCCAGGGCCCCAAACACAAUGUAUUCCCCAAGACACCCAAUCCACAUGAUACUAUUGCACGCCGGCUGUUCCAAGGCAUACAUGAUGCAACACAUGUCCCAAAGUACACAUACCAUCAGGGUUAUAUUGAGCCUCGUGAUGAGGCUCUUGCCUUGGAGACAUACUUCUUCCGUGCGCCUUCUCAAUUGUAUAAACAAAACAACAUAUUAAAAAAAUUCUUGCACAAUUGA
Messenger RNA from Melampsora larici-populina 98AG31, 1353 nucleotides. RefSeq lists its product as uncharacterized. NCBI's taxonomy places the organism in Eukaryota, Fungi, Basidiomycota, Pucciniomycetes, Pucciniales, Melampsoraceae. The record is from RefSeq and is a predicted model, not a curated record. The transcript has 7 exons. The coding region runs from base 1 to 1353 and encodes 450 amino acids.